Messenger RNA from Sitodiplosis mosellana (orange wheat blossom midge), 3841 nucleotides. RefSeq names its product lysophosphatidylcholine acyltransferase (gene LPCAT). The transcript has 10 exons. Gene Ontology annotation, molecular function: calcium ion binding. The coding region runs from base 1298 to 3016 and encodes 572 amino acids. The record is from RefSeq and is a predicted model, not a curated record. NCBI's taxonomy places the organism in Eukaryota, Metazoa, Arthropoda, Insecta, Diptera, Cecidomyiidae.
GCAGUUAGUAAUUUGAAUUGAAGCCGUUUCAACGAGUCCGAAUUGACGUGUUUUCGAAUUGUUUCGCUUGUGAUUGUUGGCCUAGUGAAACCAUAGAAACAUUAAAAAUUCGUCGAAAACCUCGUGCAAUCCCAUGGAGACUUUCAUAAUAAUCGCUAUGCAACUGAAAAUCAUGUCAUCGAAUAUCCAUUGAGGAUAAAAGUAAUUAGCCUGAAUGAAUAAUUCGAUUUCAUUAACGAGAACAGAAUACAUUGAGGUCUUGAAAGAAAAUAAACAAACAAACAAAAACACACACAUCUUGAAAAACUAGUGACAUUGAGUCAAAAUUUGGUUUGUUUAUUCUCUGUAGUUCAACGGAAUAUUAAAGUGUGAACGCGUAACGCUCCAGUUUGAAAUAUUUGAAGUGAAAAUCGAAAAAUAAAUUACCGUUCAGAUGCUGUAUGCGCUCUCUUCGCUCUUUCCGCUCUCACUGAAUCGGUAUAUAUGUUCCAAUCUGUAUGUGUGUGUAUGAGUGAGUGAGCGCUCUCAAAAUUCGUUUAUUCCGUCAAAUCGUGUGCCACCGAAACGUUAACGGCGCGCAAAACAUACACUAAGAGAGAAAGAGAGUAACGGAGCGAGUGAGAGAGCGCGCACAAGAGAGGUACCAGCCAAAACAAACGAAAAUUUUCGUAUUGUCAUAGUGAGAGCGGUUUGUGCUGUGUCGUUGCUCAUCGCACACCGUUUUGCACUCAUCAGCCGAGCAUUUCGUGCAGUUGGUAAACGCUACUCCACUGAAUAGGAAGAAAUGCGCAUUGACUAUCGAGCGCUAUGAUAUGUGGAUUUUUUUUAAGUUAAAAAUUACAACAUUUCCGUGGUCGUUACAGCAAUAAAUGAAUUGAAUUGUGAAUUAUUAACGAAGGACUUUCGAUUUUUGUACCGUGUGCCCAUUCAUUUAUUGGAAUCUAGUGUGAUAAUUGAUAGAAACCGAUAGAAACUUCCUCUUUCAGUGAGAAAAAAAAGUUAUAAUUACAAAGUGGUACUUUUGAAGAGGGGUGAGAGAGAGAGAGAGAGAGAGAACGCGCGUUAGUUUUUGGUGUGAAAAAGAGAAAAUAGUUGAUAAUCGGUGUGUUGCAUUCUGUUCGUUACAUAUGCAAUAUCACUGUAUUUAUGCUAUCAUUCAAAACAAAUGCUCAUGGUUGUCUAUUGUAACGCCAAAUGCACGGAACAAUUCAGUGAACAGAGAUAAAAAUACAUUCUACAAAAGAAAAAAUCCCGAACAAUACAGGAAAAAAACGCGGAUAUAAAACGACGCAGAAAAAUGACAGAUUCACAUAAAGGAAAUUAUUGUUUGGAAUGUGAUGCAAAUAAUGGUGAUUUAAAUGAUGCCUACAAAUAUGCCAACGAUACGAAACAGCUACGCGACUCCGUAAUCGGUUAUGCUCAAAACGGUUCAUCAAUCAUGGAAAAUGAAGUGCAUCACAGUGAGAAUCGAUAUAUAAAUAGCACGGAUACCUUAAGGAUGCCAUCGCUGCAUUUGACAGCGGCAGCUACGAAACUUACGUCAUUCGAUCAGCUCACAAAUCCGUUCGUGUUCAAAUGUGAGAUGGAUUUGUUUCGAAAAAUUCGGACGGCAAUUUUCACGAUAUUCGUUGUGCCAUGUAGACUGCUCAUAAUUUCGAGUUUAUUGCUUGUAGCGUGGGCACUGGCAACCAUUGGACUGUGGGGCCUUACAAUGCAGGAUCUCAACGUAAAACCAAUAUCCGGAUGGCGAAGGAUAAUUCAAGUGUUGGCAGCACGGGCGAUGCAUGGCAUGUACUUUUUUGGAUCAUUUCAUCAUGUGAAAAUUACGGGUAGACAGGCAACAUCAAAGGAGGCUCCGAUUUUAGUGCUAGCACCUCAUUCAUCAUUUUUUGAUUCGAUCUCAGUUGUACUGUUUGGGCCGCCGUCUGUGCUAGCCAAGGCUGAAACGGCAUCGUUACCAUUUUUGGGGAAAUUAAUCAAUUUCACACAGCCAAUUUAUGUAUGGAGAGAAGAUCCGAAUUCGCGACAGAAUACCAUAAAAACGGUCAUCGAACGUGCAAAUUCGCAUGACAACUGGCCACAGAUUAUCAUUUUUCCAGAAGGAACUUGUACCAAUCGAAGCUGUGUACUGUCAUUUAAACCGGGCGCCUUUUAUCCAGGCGUUCCAGUUCAACCAGUGUGCAUUCGCUAUCCAAACAAAUUCGAUACAGUCACAUGGACUUGGGAAGGACCCGGAGCGCUAAAACUUUUGUGGUUGACCAUGUGUUCAGUGUAUACAAGAUGUGAACUCGAGUUUUUGCCCGUUUAUUUGCCAACGGAAGAGGAAAAAAAUAAUCCCAAAAUCUAUGCAGUGAACGUUCGAAAUGUCAUGGCAAAAGCGUUAGGAUUGCCAACAUCAGAUUUGACGUAUGAUGAUUGUAAAUUGAUGAUCCGUGCCAAACAAAUGAAUCUACCGCACUUUGAUGACAUUGUGGAAAUUGAAAAGCUACGACGGAGUAUCGGUUUGACUUUGAGAAAUAUCGAGGAACAAGUUGUGACAUCAAAUUUGGUGCAUGAAACGAAUUGUGUGAUUUCGAUGCCAGAGUUUGCGUUACGCUUGCAGAUUUCCGUUGAUGAUCCGCUCACUGCUGAAUUAUUCCGAAUCUUUGAUACGGAAAUGUGCGGAACGAUUGAUUUUCGUGAAUACUUGCUUUGCGCACUGUAUUUGAUCAAGCAAAGUUUGCCAACCAUGGGUCUCAUUCAAAUCGUAUCAAAAAUGUAUGACAAUUGUGGCAAAGGAUUCAACAGAACUACACUUUACAGCCUGUUGAGACACAUGACUGCCGCCAGCAUAGAUGAAUGUGUGGACAUUUUCGCAGAAAUUGAUUGUGAUCAAGUCGGUUUUAUUUCAUUAGAAAAACUGCAAGAGUAUUUCCAGAGCAAGCCCGAACUUGCGCAUUUAUUUGAGAUUCCACAAACGGCUAAGAAAACCACCCGUUCCUCAACGACAACAGCAGCAAAACCAAAGAGUCAAUAGAUUAUUUCAAACUAUUUAUUUAUUUGUAUUUUCUAAACCAUGCAUAUUCCAGGAUUUUAAUCAACCAUUCAGUUUUGACUGUGUUAAAAAAAGCAAAAAAGCAUAUACUUGUUUCAUGUUGUCAAAUUCCAAUGAAUUUAAAGAAAUGAAUUCACAUAUUCAGUAAAUUGUAAAAAAAAAACCAAAAAAAACCUUAGGCUAUAGUGUAUGUAGUCAAGUUUUUCCCAAUUCAAGAACAAACCAAUUUUUAAAUCAAUUUUACGAUAAAAGAAAUUUUUUGUAAAAAGUUUGUAUUUUUCAAAAGUAACAACAACUAAUCACAACAUCACGUAUACACAUACACACACAUUUUAUGUGGAAAGAAAUUGUAUAAUAUAUAAAAUAUUUCAACACUAUUAUUUCCAUAAGGUAGAAGCAAAUGCAAACAAGAAUAAAUCAAAUUAUUUCGAUUCUCAAGUUUAAAAAACAAACAAAAAACAAAGUGCAUGGCUCUUAAUUUAAAUUCAAUUUGGUCAAUGUAUUUUUUGAACCCAAUAUGAAUACUAUUUAGACUCCUAACAGCAACUAACUUAUUUAUGAAAAUUAUAAUCACUUCAUGUACUCUAGCAAAUUAAAAAGGAAACAAGUUGUAAUCGAUACAUACGUGGUUCACAGCAGUCUUUGAGUAAAUGAAAAAAAAAACACCUAACGAUUGAAACUCAUGCAACGGAAGUUGCCAGCUUUCUAGAGAAAAUAGUUUAGAGAAAACAAAAUGAACCAAGUGCAAAAGGUGUAUGAUGCAUUUUGUAAGGGGAAAUAAAGUAAACAAAUUUGUGACAAGAUAAA